Molecule: messenger RNA, 1755 nt
Organism: Cinclus cinclus
Lineage: Eukaryota; Metazoa; Chordata; Aves; Passeriformes; Cinclidae
Product: Golgi integral membrane protein 4-like
Exons: 14
Coding region: 1-1755 (584 amino acids)
Cellular component (GO): Golgi membrane; Golgi apparatus
Source: RefSeq, a predicted model, not a curated record
AUGGGCACCGGGAUGUGCUCCAGGAGGCAGAAGGGGCUGCUGCAGACCGCCUUCUGCCUGGUCACCGUGGCCUGCCUGGCCUCAGGAGUUUUCCUCUACAACCACUUGCAGCAGAAGGUGCGGAACGCCGAAGCGCUGGCGCAGAAAUACAAACAGCAGCAAGAAGCGCUGUCAGCCCAGCUCCAAGUGGUGUACGAGCACCGGUCCCGGCUGGAGCGAUCUCUGCAGAAGGAGCGAGGGGAGCACAAGAAGACAAAGGAAGAUUUUUUAGUGUACAAGUUAGAAGCUCAGGAAGCUCUCAACAAGGAGAAGCAAGACUCCAUGAACAGAUACGGGGCCCUCAGUUCCCAGCACAAGAUCCUGAAGAACCAGCACGAUGAUGUCAAGAAGCAGCUGCUGGACCUGCAGCUGCAGCAUAACAGCCUGAAGCUGGAACACCGCAAGAGCCUGGAGAGCCACAGCCAGAAAUUCACCCAGCUGCAGCAGGAGAGGGACAGCGAGGUCACCAACCUGCAGGACACAGUGUUUAAACUCAGAGAAGAGAGCAAGCUCCUCAGGAAGGCCCAUCAGGAGGUUCACUCCCAGCUCCUCAAUGCCCAGGCCCAGAUGGAAGAGUUCAGGCAGCUCAAGGAAGCUCUCCAGAAGAUGCCAGGUUUGAGAGGAGGAGCAGGAGGAGGAGGAGGAGGAGGAGGAGGAGGAGGAGGAGUUGGGAAGGGGCAGCAGCCCCUGGUGCCAGCCAGCAGCCAGCUGCAGCCAGGGAUGCAGAAGGUUUUCCAGGAGAACCAUCCCGCGCUGCCCUCGGCGGUGCCCGGCGUUCAGCAGCUGACAGGACAGGGAUCCUCCAGCCACGAUGGCCACAGGCCACAGGCACAGGUGCCCUUCAGCCAGCCAGCCCCAGCACAGGAUGCCAACUCGCUGCCAGAGGCUGUGCCAGCCUGGCCAGCACGGCACGGGGACGGCCACACGGUCAGGUUCACCCGCACCAUGAACAGCCUGCCCAACCCAGAUGUGAAGAUGGUGAUGCGCAUCCAGGUGCGAAGCCACGAGGAAAGCGAAGCUCCUGGGUUGUCCCUGGCUGAUCCAGGACAGCCCUCUCCAGCAGAAAAACCUCCAGUGCCAGACAGCCAUGCCUCAGCAGGGAACAGACAGGUGCCAAUGCAAAGCUGGAAGGACCUCGUGAGCAAGGUGAACGCCCAGAUGGACGAGGAACAAGCACGUGGGUACCCCAAGUUUUCCCCCAAGGCCGGGCAGAGAGGCAGCCCCCAGCCCCCCAGCCCACGGAGAGGGGCAGAGCAGGCAGCAGAGAAGGAGAGGGCGGAUGAGGAGGAGCUGGAGAUGGAUGCAGGAGUGAUCGACAGGGAGGACAACGUGCACUCACAGAAAGAGCCCGUGGUCCAGGAGCCCAUGAUGCCCGAUGAUGCUGCAGAUCCUGCCCAGGACCCCAAUAACCAAGGUGAGGAUGAGUUUGAGGAGGCUGAGCUGGAGAGACCUGACUUUGAGGAGAAGGUGGGAGGCUCAGAGAAGUUCAAGGAGCCCAGCAUUAAAGAAGAGCCUAAGGAGAAGCCACCAAAGGAUGCUGGCAGACCUGCCAAGCCCAGGGAAGACCCACUGGAAGAUUACCAAGAAGAUCAGGAGCAAGAAAUUGAGGAUCAUGGAGGGGAGGUGGAUGACAACGAUGACCUGGAGCUUGUCCAAGAGCGGAAGGACCGUGCGGGGAUGCGGGGAGCUGGUGGCAAGAAGGAUGACUACUUCUGA